Molecule: messenger RNA, 6490 nt
Organism: Ictidomys tridecemlineatus (thirteen-lined ground squirrel)
Lineage: Eukaryota; Metazoa; Chordata; Mammalia; Rodentia; Sciuridae
Source: RefSeq, a predicted model, not a curated record
CCGCUUUCUGUCCUGGGAGGUUAUCUCUGAUCCCAAGCUCGGGACUUGGCACAGCACUAGCCCGGAGCGCAGGCAGCAGGUGCCUUUGCUCAGAGGAACUGUGUCAGAGCUUAUGCUCCUGGCUGGGGUUUGUGCGGCUUGUUGGGACCCAACCCGCUGGCGAGAGCUCGCCUGGGAGGCGCCGCUCUGGUGAGUGGAGGCUGCUCCAGCUGGUUGCCUGAGGUAGUUACCUCUAUUGGACCCCAGUGCCCGCCGUGCGCUCACGCUGCUUCUGUGGAUCCCGAGUGCACAGCGCGCUGUUUACACCCGCGUGGUACUAGUCAUUCAGCCGCACCCCUCCGAAAGCGCUGAGUCGAUGACUGUCACUCCACAGGCUCACGCACUCCCAGUGUGGGCUUGAGGGAGCCAGCACUGGUUACCCAGGGAGGGCGCGCACCACGGAAGACUGAGGGCAGUCUUUGUCUUGGGUUUAUCGCUGAUGCGCUCAAACCUGAGUCAGGCUCACUGCAACUGUAGGGUCCAAUCCUGGUUCCCUGCACCCACCCCACUGGGCGAGGGAUGUCAUUGUGUUCCGGAGGCAGGCGGGAUUGAGAGCUGGAGAUUUAAGACGCCAAAGGGUCCUGCGCUCACGGUGAAUAUACCCAAGAAAAAUUCUGAGAGGAUAUACCCAGUUGACCUGCUGUGAUUAAACAGGAUACUGCUGUAUUUUACCUGGGCUUGACAAAGCAAGGAUAUGAACAAUUGUGCAGGUGGGCUACUCAGGGCGAGUAAAGAGAUAAGGCAGCCAAUCAGGAAUUGGCAACCUGCAGCCCUGCCAAUAUGCCCCUCCACCAGAUUUCCGUAAUCCCUGCUCGGGAGACUGCCAGCAAUGGGAGAAGUUCAAUGGGCAGAAACAAAGAGAAGAACAAGGAAGUCGAGAACGACAAAUCCCCAGGACGAUCUGCCAGUCGAUCAAGUAACAUUUCAAAAGCCAGCAGCCCAACGACAGGGGCAGCUCCCAGGAGCCAGUCAAGGUUGUCUGUCUGUCCAUCCACUCAGGACAUUUGCAGAUCUUCCAUCUUACAUGACAUGUCAGAAGAUGCAUUUGAGCACUGCACCCCUGUCGUGGUGCUGGGUCCUGCUAGGAAGGAGUGUGGUAAGAAACCAGUAAAACACAAGCCUAGGAGGAGGAGAAGGGCCUCGGAGAGAUACAAGCAUGCAGAAGAACAAAUAAAAGGGGGGAAAAAUGACUUUCACCUCCAGAUCUCAAGCCCCAGAUGGAGAGAACUUUACACAGAUUCUUCAGACUCGUCUUCCACAGAUGAGAAUCACUGGAUUCAGACAAAAAAGAGAGCCCAGGUUAAGUUCCGACUGUCACGAAGAAGGAGAAAUAAUAAUAAGCCCUGUGGAAACUCGGCUGCGUCUUCCACUCCUAAUGGAAUUGAGCUUGUCGAUCUGGGAUCCAAAGGUGAGAAGCAGCAGGAGCCAAAGGAAUGUGAGAGUUGCUCUUUAAACCUCUGCAGAGGAAAAGUCCUAAGGUACCAAGAAGGAUCCUUUGAGACGAAGAGACCCUCAAGGAACCAUGAGAGAAACAAAGUUAGAUACCACUGCAGGGAUUCUCAGCUCUUGCACAGUCUUAGGCAAAAUGAAACAAUCAAGAAAGGAUUUUCAGAAAUGGAUUCCAGCACUGAAAUACUGGCAGUUGCAGGAGGCAGCCAGUCCAUGGACAAUACAGGGCUCCAGGUGAAUAACGCUAUUCAGAAUCCUCCAGCCACCUACGAUGAUCACUUAGCAGUGUGCAGGAUCUGUCACUGCGAAGGGGAUGAAGAGAGCCCCCUCAUCACACCCUGUCGCUGCACGGGGACCCUGCGCUUUGUCCACCAGUCCUGCCUCCACCAGUGGAUCAAGAGCUCAGACACGCGCUGCUGCGAACUCUGCAAAUAUGACUUCAUAAUGGAGACCAAGCUCAAACCCCUCCGGAAGUGGGAAAAACUACAGAUGACAACAAGUGAAAGGAGAAAAAUAUUCUGCUCUGUCACAUUCCAUGUCAUCGCCAUCACCUGUGUGGUUUGGUCUUUGUACGUGUUGAUAGACAGGACGGCGGAGGAAAUCAAGCAAGGCAAUGACAAUGGUGUCCUUGAAUGGCCAUUUUGGACAAAACUGGUUGUGGUGGCCAUUGGCUUCACAGGAGGUCUCGUCUUCAUGUAUGUACAGUGUAAAGUCUAUGUCCAAUUGUGGCGCAGGCUGAAGGCCUACAACCGUGUGAUCUUUGUGCAGAAUUGCCCAGACACUGCCAAUAAGCUUGAGAAGAACUUCUCGUGUAACGUAAAUACGGACACCAAGGAGGCUGUGGUGGUGCCAAUAUCACAAACGGGUACAAAUUCACUGCCGUCUGCAGAGAGCGGUCCCCCAGAAGUCAUACCAGUUUGAUGGAACCAGUUGACAGUUUCUUCUCAGAAGACCGACUUUCUAGCCUCAGCCACUACAAUUGACUGAAGUGAUCCUGCAUUACUCACUUCCUUUAUCGGCUCCUUGCUCCUACUGACUCAUUUUUCCUUACUUUGCUCAAAAAGGACAGAAGGAAAAAACAUCAAAUGAGCAGGACACCAGGAAGCGAGCCUGAAGUGAUACGGAAAUGUGAAGAUGGCUAGAGAAUGACUUCUAAGACAAUACAGAACUGUUGGUACCGGAAUGCUUUUAAGCAAUGACAAAUUAAAUGGACACAUGAUACUCUUCGUAGUAGCAGGGGAAAAGUUCAAGAAUAUAGACUUGACUUGUAACAUGUGUUUCUUCUAAGGGUCUUGUAAUGUUAGCUAUCUCAUCUGGAUAAACACAUCUGGUUUUAAGCCUGAAAUUGUCUGCAUUAUUCCUGUCAUACUGGAAGCAAACUUGGAGGAUGCAUAUUUUGAUAUUCUUUGACAGCUGACAGAUUUUUAUGGCAAUAGUGAAGUCUGGUUAUUUUGACAGAUGCAUGUUAUAAAAAUGGAUGCAAUACACAUUUGAAGAUAGUAAUACUUGGAACUAUGUUUGAAUCAUGAACAAAAGAUUUUCAUAAGAUUAUUGGGUGACAUUAGCUCUUUUAAAUGCCCACAAAAGUUGAAAUCAUCUAACGGGUCCUAUAUUUUACCUGGCCCUUCUAAUACAGGGCUGUCCAACAGAAAUACACCUCGAACUACAAAUGUAAGCACAAAUGCAAAUUUUAAAUUUACAGGUAGCCCCUUUAUAAAAAGUAAAAGUAAAUAGGUGAAAUUAAUUUUUAUAAUUUAACACCAUAUGCUAUCAAUGUAAAACAUUAUUGAAACAGUCAUUUUUUUAAAUCAAUUCUUCAAAAUCCAGUAUGCAUUUCACAACACACCUGUUUGGAUGAACUAAAUUGGAUAGCAUGGCCCUAAUUAGAGACUAAGGCUCUACUUUAUUUAAUGGCUGAAUAUUUCAAAAUAAAAGCUUAAUUUAUUCCUUUAUUUUCAAGUUUCAUUGAAGGGUUAUGAUUUUACAAAGCACUAAGUUGAUCAAAUUAAGUGUCCUGGUUUGAAGAAUUAGAUGAAGUUGCCAUUUCUCUAAGAAAACUAAAUUUUUUAAAAAAGCAAUCUGCUUGUAGCAAAAUUGUGAAAUUAACUUCUGUUUGCUACAAUGAAGCAACAAUAGGGAAAUAAAAAUUAAGUAUUUUUGUUAUUAAAUCACAAGUGUUUUUCUUACUCCAUAUGAGUGUCAACUUGACUGAUAAGUAGUUACAGCCACAAACUAGAUCUUAUUUUAAAAAGUUGACAAUAUAUUCCUUGACAGUUCAGAAGCAAAAACAUUCAACAGAUUCUAUGGUAAGUAAUAAAUUGAGUUGUUUAGGUUUGACAAUUGAUUAUUGCAUUCUUUAAAUACUCAUAUAAAACUGAAGUAUGAAUGAUAUUGCAGAGAGCUAGAUUAAUAAUUACAAGCAUAGUGACCUGUCAAAGAAAGAUGGCCUAGUAAAAAAGUGAUUUUUAUUAGCUGUCAUAUUUAUUAUUGUGAAAAGGCAGAGAAGGCCAUAAGAACCAAAGCAUGGGUAUCACAUUGCACAAAUCUGGGUAUCACAUCAAUGCACUUUGUAAUUAUCAGUGUGCUUGUUCUUCACAGAUUAUCAAAGGAAAAAAAUAACCUUUUAAAAAGAGGAGAAAGUAUGGAUAUUAGUAGUGGCUGAUAUGGAGUCCAAAUAGCCACAUUCCUAGAAAUAAAGAAAAGGUAAACAAUGUUGAUUUUGUGUGUGUGGCAUGUGUGUAUUCAUGUAUAUAUGUGAGAAAAAUGUUAAGGUAUUCAGUCAGGAAACAAAAGGUUUAAAACUCAUCUUUCUUAAAACUUUUAGGGGAUGGAGUAAAGGCACAAGGAAAACAAAGUGGAGGUUAUUAAACUGGACCAAAACUACAGCAGGAAUGACUUCAGUGAACCUUAAACAAACUAAACUGCAUUUACUUCCCCUAUAAAGUGUGAAGACAAAUGUACUAAAAAUAACAAAGCUUGGGUGAUUUAAUCAUAGCACCACACCCAAGGAAUUAACCUUGAUCGUAUUUUCCUGUUAAUUUGCUUAAUCCAUUUCUCUAUGGUUUAGCAAGGGCAAUAUGUUGCUUGCAAAUAUUUCAUGGGAGAAAAUCUCAUCUCUAGCAAACAAAGAAAUAUUGAUUCCUCUUUUGUUUGCUCUGAAAGAAAAGCAUUAUUUACCUUAAUUACCAGGGAAAAUACUGUUUUAAAUCCAAAAUAGAUAAGAGUAUAUCUUUGCACAGUGAAAGAUGAUUGGCUAAAAUAAAACCUUACUUAUCAAGGGCUACAUUUAACACUAAGAAACAUUUCUAAAAAGCUAAGACAAGCUUUGCUGUAUUAGUGAUAAAAGAUGAAAUGGUUUUAAAACUGUGCCCAAAGUCUCAAAAUUAACUUUCUUAGGUUUUGAUUUUAUUGAAAUGAGAAAAUAAUAAAGCUCCCUAACAGGAUAAAAGUCAACAUUUAAUUCUGUUCUUCUUCUGACCUUUCAAAAUCCUAACCUGAAUUUCAUUUUAAAAAAUUCACUGCAGAAAAGUUUCAUUAAAAAGCUUUCCUGCAAUGGAUGUUUGUGGUUCACCUGAUUUGGAACAACUACAUUCACUUAAAACCUAAUGUUAAUUCAUUUACAUUCCCUAUGGCAAUGGUACCUUUUUCCUUUCAUCACUGAAAAUAUUUGGCUUUGUGGCAGUGCUUUUUGGUGAACUGAUUUAUCUCUCAAAAAGAAAAAAUGAGCUAUGGAAUGACAAUUUUUUGAGGCAUGUUUACCUGCUCAUGUCAGAAACAAAAUAGAAUUCAAGCAAAGGACGGAAAUUGAAGAAUGAACCUACAGCUGUUUAAAACUUUGGCUUUUUAUAAUUAUGGCCCAAAUUUGUGAUAUUGCCAAUACCAUGAACUACAAACAUUGAGGGUACUGCCCCCCCACCCAAGUACCAGGGAUUGAACUCAGGGGCAUAUUCGACCACUGAGUCACAUCAGCCGUAUUUUGUAUUUUAUUUAGAAUCAGGGUCUAACUGAGUGUUUAGCACCUCACCCAGCAUUUCUGAGACUGGCUUUGAACUCUGGAUCCUACUGUCUCAGCCUCCUGAGCCACUGGGAUUAUUGGCAUGUGCCACCCUGCCUGUUGAGGCUGUUAAUUUCUUAACUAAAGAACUGUCACCUUCAUUGUAUAGGAUUAAAGAAAUGAAAUUCCAACUUUUAAAAAGUGAAGCCCAAAAGGCAAUUAAGUUUAGGAACAAAAACAAACAAGACAAGAUUUCUUUUAACAAAAUUAAAAUAUAAGUGAUCCCAAGGAUGUGGGACAGCAAUGCAGAAAUUGAAGGAAUCUUUCUCAAAAUGCCCCAGCAUUACAUCUCAGUAGGAGCUGCUGUUACAGUGUAAUUAUGGUCACAGAAAGAUGGCCUUGAUUGUACUUCUUGUUUUACAAAAGGUCCUUUGGUACUCUUAAAACAUCUAUUCUUUGGCUGGAAAAUUAGCUCAUUAGCUCAAUGACAUCAUUAAGAGAAAUUAUAAUGGUAAUGGUCAUGGGGCAGGAAGGCCAUUCCAUCCGCUAGAUUUAAUUUAUCUUUCCUUGCCUUGACAAUGAUUUUUCUGGAACAAAGUAGAGGUCUUAAAAUUUAUUAUCAUUAUUAUUGUAGUUAUCAUAUAAUAACUGUGUAAGGAUUACAUUUUAAUUAAGAAAGAUGAAAACCUUUUUUCUUUCCUCAAAUCAGCCCAAUGGUGCUAUUUUACAUAUCAAGAGUUGAAAGGAAGUACUGUUAUUUUGGGCUGCAGUGUUUCCUCCACAUCUAAAGAAAGCCCACCUUGAAAUUGGAUAUUGCAUUGAAACAAAGAAGAAAAAUUAUUUUAACUGUGUGCAAUUUUUGAGAUUGGGCAUUUGUACUUUUUUUAGUUUUACCUAAUUCUCUUUCAUUAACAAUAUACUGUUUGUGAAUAAUGUGUACUAAGACAAACUAAGGAAAAGAAAAUAAAGAUCUGUGAAAGACUUUGUAUAUUAAACAAGUGAUUCCAA